Molecule: messenger RNA, 936 nt
Organism: Equus quagga
Lineage: Eukaryota; Metazoa; Chordata; Mammalia; Perissodactyla; Equidae
Product: olfactory receptor 8B12-like
Exons: 1
Coding region: 4-936 (310 amino acids)
Biological process (GO): sensory perception of smell; G protein-coupled receptor signaling pathway
Cellular component (GO): membrane
Molecular function (GO): olfactory receptor activity; odorant binding; G protein-coupled receptor activity
Source: RefSeq, a predicted model, not a curated record
AGAAUGACAGCUGAGAACUCUUCUGUGACAGAGUUUAUCCUCGCAGGAUUAACAGACCAGCCUGGACUCCAGAUACCUCUCUUCUUCUUGUUUCUAGGUUUCUACAUGGUCACAGUGGUAGGGAACCUGACCUUGAUAACACUGAUUGGGUUGAACUCUCACCUGCACACCCCCAUGUACUUUUUCCUCUUCAACCUCUCCUUAAUAGAUUUCUGUUACUCCACCACCAUUACCCCCAAAAUGCUGAAGAGUUUUGUCUCAAAGCAGAAUAUUAUCUUGCAUGCAGGGUGUGUGACUCAACUCUUUUUCUUCUGCUUCCUUGUCAUCUCUGAGUCCUUCCUCUUGUCAGCGAUGGCAUAUGACCGCUAUGUUGCCAUCUGUAAACCACUGGUGUACACAGUCACCAUGUCUCCUCAGGUCUGUUUACGUUUAGUGUUGGGUGUGUACGUGAUGGGAUUUUCAGGGGCCUUGGCCCAUACGGGAAGCAUAGCAAGUCUGACCUUCUGUGCUGACAACCUUGUCAAUCAUUUCAUGUGUGACAUCUUUCCUCUCCUUGAGCUCUCCUGCAACAGCACUUAUGUGCAUAUACUGGUUGUCUUCAUAUUUGUGACCACUGACAUUGGAAUGCCCAUUGUCACCAUCUUUAUCUCUUAUGGCCUAAUACUCUCCAGCAUUCUCCACAUUCACUCCACUGAGGGAAGGUCCAAAGCUUUCAGUACAUGUGGCUCCCACAUAAUUGUGGUUUCUCUUUUCUUUGGUUCUGGGGCCUUCGUGUAUCUCAAACCACCUUCCAUUUUGCCCCUUGACCAAGGAAAAGUGUUCUCUCUGUUCUAUACCAUUGUGGUGCCCAUGUUAAACCCAUUGAUCUAUAGUUUGAGGAACAAGGAUGUCAAAGUUGCACUGAGGAAAACCUUGGGAAGAAAAAUAUUUUCUUGA